GGCUGUCGGUAGAGUUAACUUACAUGAUGGCUUAAAGAAUGCUAUUGAUGAUGAAAGAUAAUCAGAUCCAUUCCAUUGCUUCAUCUCUUUGUGAUUCCGAGUUUCAUUCUGAAACCAUUUUUCUCCACUUAACUUUAUCUUCUAUGGCUGCUUUCCUUCAUAUCACUUCUCUACUAAAUACAAUACACUUCCAUUUUCUUCAACCCCUUCCGUGUUUGAUUUUUGACGAUACAGAAACCAUCAAAUCUCUGUGUGAGAAGAUUCGAUAUUUGCAAGCCUUUUUAGAGGGUUCUGAGAACAAGGCAAGGAGUGUUUUGGAGUCAGAGAUCAGAUGUGUGGCUCAAGAUGCGGAAGCCAAGAUUGAAUCCCAAUUAUAUCAACUUUAUCUGUGCUGCAACCAGGUAGAGCACCCACUUAAGCCUCCUCAGAGUCUUUAUCACACCUUGGAACAAGUAAAGGGAACGAUUGAAUCAAUUGAACAGAGGAUUAUUCAGAUUAAGAGCAAUAACAACCAUUCUGCUGAGCCCAAAAGUGGAAAAAGAAUAGAGAAUAUCAAAGCUGGAACUUUCUCCCAACGUUAUUCUGAGCCCAAGGAUGUGAUGGUAGGAUGUGACGAUGAGUUUGACACCAUAAUGCACAAGCUCAUUUCACAUUCAGAAAAACUGGAAGUCAUCUCAAUUGUGGGAAUGGGAGGGAUUGGAAAGACAACUUUGGUUAGAAGAGUCUAUAAAGAUGCCUCAGUUAUUUUUCAUUUUCAAGUUCGAGCAUGGGCUACUGUAUCUCAAGAACAUAACCUUAGAGAAAUUCUCCUUAGCCUUCUUGACACCAAUGGAGGAGAUAUCUCUGAUCUACAAAAUCAACUGCGUCAAAGGUUGAUAGAUCGAAGAUACCUAAUUGUUAUAGAUGAUAUAUGGGGUACCCAGGCAUGGGAUGACCUUCAUAGGUGUUUUCCUGAAAGUUUCAAUGGGAGUCGAAUAUUGAUAACUACACGGCUCAAACAUGUGGCUGACUAUGCUAGUUCAGGUAACAAUCCUCAUUACAUGCGCUUCUUAAAUUUCAAUGAAAGUUGGAAUUUAUUUUACAAGAAAGUAUUUGAGGAAAAAAAAGUCUCCCUUAAAUUUAAGACAAUUGGUAGAGGUAUUGUUGAAAAAUGUCAAGGAUUACCUCUAACAAUUAUUGUGGUUGGUGGGCUAUUAACUUCGUUCAACCAGCCAUCAGUAAACCAGUGGAGGAAUAUUGCUGAAAAUCUGAAUUCGUUGCUUAACAUAGAUCCAGAAGAAAAAUGUUCAAAAAUACUUUCGUUAAGUUACAACCACUUACCUCCGCAUUUGAAAGUUUGUUUUUUAUAUUUUGGUGUUUUCCCGGAAGAUAGUGAAAUUCGUGUGAAAAAUUUGAUUAGGCUAUGGGUUGCAGAGGGAUUCUUAAAGCUAGAGUUGAAUGAAACCAUGGAAGAAGUUGGUGAGGCUUACUUACAGAAUCUUGUAGACAGAGGUCUAGUUCAAAUUAUUAAGUGGAGUUUUGGCGAUAAAAUGAAGUAUUGUAGGGUUCAUGAUGUGUUGCAUAACUUUUGCUUGAGAGAAGCUCAAAGGGAGAAGCUUUUGUGUGUUGUAAAUGAGAAAAGUGUUGAGAUGGGUAGACUUGAGAAACAGCAUGCUCUUAAACGCAUUCUCAUGAGAAUAAAGAGAAACAUGUCAACAUGCUCGGUUCUAAAAGCUUGCCGUUGGAUUAGCAGUCAGUUAAUAUAUUUGGAUUUGGAAAUUACUAGAGAAAGGUAUGAUGAGACUGACACACCCCUGGAGUUUCGUUCCAUUCUAUAUUUUGGAUGGGAUAAUAUUUCCUCCAACCCAUUUCCUUGUUUUGAGGUGCUAAGGCUGUUGGACAUAUCUUCAAGAUUAAUUCGUGAGCAUCACUUACCAAGUGAAAUAGUGAAUCUUGUUAAUUUGAGAUAUUUAGCCUUAAGAACUGAUGAGUUCUUUCCAGAUUUAGAAUGGUUUAAGCUUCGAAAUUUGCAAACCUUGAUUGUUUUUACUCUCUACACCGAUGUACUGCAACCGAAACCAGAAUUUAAUAUUUCGGAUAUGCCACAAUUAAGACAUGUUUAUCUUAAUGGUUGUUUCCUCAAUCUCCCAACAUUGGUCCAAGGAAAUCUACAAGCUCUAUCUUGGUUGAAUCUACCUCUUCAAGGUCUAGACUUCAAAAAAAUUCCAAAUGUGAAGAAACUUGGGAUUUACAUUGAUUGCCACCAUGUUUUAGAGUUGCAUCCUGGUUCACUUAAUGGUCUUGCCAAUUUGCAGCAGUUGGAGAACUUGAAAAUUGCAGCAUCAUAUAAAAGAAUUAACAAUUACUUUCGGCUUUUGACAGCUUUGCCAGAAAACCUCAAAAAAUUGUCACUUUAUCAUACUUAUCUUUCACGGGAGGAUAUGGCCAUUAUUGGCACAUUGCCCAACCUUGAGAUUCUAAAAUUGAUAGGGUAUGCUUUCAGUGGCCAAGAGUGGAACACAAGGAAGAAUGAAUUUUGCAGGUUAAAGUACUUGAAAAUUGAAAGGUCAGGUCUCAAGGAUUGGAGUAGUGCUCAUUUCUCCAUUCUUGAAUGCCUAAUUUUGUCAAGGUGUAGGAAUUUAGAGGAAUUUCCUGCUAGUUUUGCUGAAAAUACCUGCUUGCGGUUAAUUUUGUUAAUCAGAUGUCGAUCUUCCCUUCUUAGUUCUGCUAAACAGAUUCAAGAAGAGCGGUUGGGCUACGGAGAUGAUACACUUUUUGUGGAGGACAACUUUUGUACUUUGAUUCAUAGAGAGGAAGAAGAAGAAGAAGAGAACGAUUAUGCUAUUCCAAACGACGCAUCCCCAUAAUUUCUGUACUAUAGAUUCAUAAUUUCU
Molecule: messenger RNA, 2873 nt
Organism: Ipomoea nil (Japanese morning glory)
Lineage: Eukaryota; Viridiplantae; Streptophyta; Magnoliopsida; Solanales; Convolvulaceae
Product: putative late blight resistance protein homolog R1A-10
Exons: 2
Coding region: 39-2846 (935 amino acids)
Biological process (GO): defense response to other organism
Molecular function (GO): ADP binding
Source: RefSeq, a predicted model, not a curated record